CUAGGGUUUUUCAGGCAUAUAUAAAAACCGCAAAGCAAGCCAUCAUCUCCUCCUCAGCUUACCGUAGCAGUUGCAGCCUCUCCUCUUCCUGGUGAUUAAGAGCUUUAACUGUAUUUUUGGGUAGCAAAACAAGAAAGUCAAGAUGCAGAACGAGGAGGGACAGAACAUGGAUCUUUACAUCCCCAGGAAAUGCUCUGCCACCAACAGGCUUAUUACCUCUAAGGACCAUGCGUCUGUUCAGAUUAACAUUGGUCACUUGGAUGCUAGUGGUCAUUACAUUGGCCAGUUCACCACUUUUGCUCUCUGUGGUUUCGUUCGUGCCCAGGGUGAUGCCGACAGUGCCGUGGACAGGCUUUGGCAGAAGAAGAAGACUGAACUCCGCCAGCAGUAACUGCGUUAGAGAAUACUUUUUUUUGUCUUAAACAUUGUUAGUGCAAGAAGAGUGGUGUGAUAGCAGUGACAACUGCUCUCAUUUUCGUGAAACCAUGUUUAAUUUAGUUCUCUGCCUGAACAAGUUUAUCUUUUAGCUUGAGUAUAUUUUGAACUCAUCCUAGAUCCAAGAUUUUAAUUUUUGGUUGCCA
Populus nigra (black poplar) is the source of this 581-nucleotide messenger RNA. RefSeq names its product small ribosomal subunit protein eS21y-like. Gene Ontology annotation, cellular component: cytosolic small ribosomal subunit; ribosome. The transcript has 4 exons. The record is from RefSeq and is a predicted model, not a curated record. Gene Ontology annotation, biological process: translation; endonucleolytic cleavage to generate mature 3'-end of SSU-rRNA from (SSU-rRNA, 5.8S rRNA, LSU-rRNA); endonucleolytic cleavage in ITS1 to separate SSU-rRNA from 5.8S rRNA and LSU-rRNA from tricistronic rRNA transcript (SSU-rRNA, 5.8S rRNA, LSU-rRNA). Bases 143 to 391 code for a protein of 82 amino acids. Lineage: Eukaryota; Viridiplantae; Streptophyta; Magnoliopsida; Malpighiales; Salicaceae. Gene Ontology annotation, molecular function: structural constituent of ribosome.